AUGAGACAAAACCAAAUAGUCCAGUUACCCCGGGGACCGAGAAAACCUUUCAUUGUCAUUGAAGGAGUUAAAGGAUCAGGAAAAUCAUCACUGGCACUGAAGUUUGCUCAAAGUUUCAACGGAACCUACCUGAGGGCACCACCAGAGUAUUUCGCUCCGUUCAAAGGAUGGGUGCAGACGAGGAACAAACUAGAAAGGAACGCUUUCCACGCCCUCUCCAACUAUCUGAUGGCCGAAGAAGCUAAGAGACUCAUGCAGACGAGGAUGGUCGUCAUGGACCUCUAUUGGCAUGGGCUGGUGGCCUACGAGCUAAGUCGUCUCUCCGGAGCCACUGGUAUUCUCCCUGUCACAUCUUCCCCUGUGUACAAGUUCCCAGAGGAUCUCCUGGUACCAGACAUCUCCUUCUACCUGCUGGUCCUUGAGGACAAGAGGUAUUAUCGGGAGAAGGAGACUGGCAAACCGGCUGUCAGUAAGAAGAUAAGAGAAAUCAUGUUCCGAGCAUACAGCAAGUUUUUCAAGCCCAGGAUGGUUCCAAUAUUUGCAGACCGAGAACAGGAAGAAGUAGGGGACGAAAUGAAGAACAUGACUUGCAGAAUAUUACAGGUUAUGACUCUGCUGGGACUGGUGCGGUUUGCAUGUCUGCUAGUAUUGGUAGCCUCCCAGGAUCUGGAUGAUGGUUCAACCAAUGAAACCUUCCAGUCACAACCAGAACCGUCCUACGACCAGGCGCACUAUUCCGAGGGCCCUGGAGGAUAUUCACCUCCAGAGGGACAAAAAGGUGUAGGUAAGGUGAUCAACCAAGUACUUUAA
Molecule: messenger RNA, 810 nt
Organism: Macrosteles quadrilineatus (aster leafhopper)
Lineage: Eukaryota; Metazoa; Arthropoda; Insecta; Hemiptera; Cicadellidae
Product: UMP-CMP kinase 2, mitochondrial-like
Exons: 5
Coding region: 1-810 (269 amino acids)
Biological process (GO): dTDP biosynthetic process; dUDP biosynthetic process; dTTP biosynthetic process
Cellular component (GO): mitochondrion; cytoplasm
Molecular function (GO): dTMP kinase activity
Source: RefSeq, a predicted model, not a curated record